Podarcis raffonei (Aeolian wall lizard) is the source of this 933-nucleotide messenger RNA. Its product is annotated as olfactory receptor 2Z1-like. The record is from RefSeq and is a predicted model, not a curated record. Gene Ontology annotation, molecular function: G protein-coupled receptor activity; olfactory receptor activity. Gene Ontology annotation, biological process: G protein-coupled receptor signaling pathway. Lineage: Eukaryota; Metazoa; Chordata; Lepidosauria; Squamata; Lacertidae. Gene Ontology annotation, cellular component: membrane. The transcript has a single exon. Bases 1 to 933 code for a protein of 310 amino acids.
AUGGGUCAUGAAAAUGCAACAUCCUGGACAGAGUUUCAUCUUGUGGGGCUUCUGCAUCUAAGGACCCCCACCUUAUUUUUUAGCAUUGUUCUGUUUAUGGCUUUCAUUGCUCUGCUGGGGAACUGUCUCCUGCUGCUCCUAAUCCAAAUGGACUCCUCCCUUCAUACGCCAAUGUACUUUUUCCUUAGUCAACUGUCCUGCAUGGAUAUGGGCCAGAUCCUCAUUGUAGUCCCUAAAAUGUCUGCAAACUUUUUAACGCAGAGGAGCACUAUUUCGCUCGGCGGUUGUGUGGCCCAGAUCUUCCUCACUCUGACCAUGGGGAGCUCAGAGAGCCUGGUCCUGGCCGUCAUGUCUUACGACAGGUACGUGGCGAUCUGCAGGCCCUUGCAGUACCCAAUCCUUAUGCGGAGAACCAUCUGCCUCAUCAUGACUGUUGGGAUCUGGUCUACGGCAUCACUGACCAUCAUGGUCAUUGCGAUUUACAUCCACUCUCUGCCGUACUGUGGCUCAAACGUGAUUGACCAUUUCGUGUGUGAGUUCCCGGCUUUGCUGAAGCUGUCCUGCGCUGACACCUCUGCCUUUGAGAUCGUGGUAUACCUUGACAAUGUGGUCCUACUCCUCUUCCCCAUCUCAGUCAUUGUUUCCUCUUACGUCGCCAUUCUGGUGCAAGUCUUGAGGAUGCGCUCGACCGAGGGAAGGCACAAGGCUUUAGGGACUUGCCUGUCCCACUUCUGUGUUGUGGGCAUAUUCAUUGGGGCAUCUAUGCUGACCUACACCGCCCCUAUGAACUCUUACUCAGCGCAAAGGGCCAUGAUCUACUCGGUCUGCAUUACUGUCGUCCCCCCAAUGCUCAACCCUUUUAUUUACAGCUUGCGCAACAGGGAUGUCCUAGCAGCUCUGCGGAAGCUCUUUGUGAAAUGCGCAGCGUAUUAA